AUGGACUUCUUGAUGAGUGGCCUGGCAGCCUGUGGGGCCUGCGUGUUCACCAACCCCCUGGAGGUGGUGAAGACCAGGAUGCAGUUACAGGGAGAACUGCAGGCCCCCGGCACCUACCAGCGGCACUACCGAAACGUCUUCCAUGCCUUCUUCACCAUCGGCAAGGUGGACGGCCUGGCUGCCCUGCAGAAGGGCCUGGCCCCUGCCCUCCUAUACCAGUUCCUGAUGAAUGGCAUCCGGCUGGGCACCUAUGGGCUGGCUGAGGCUAAGGGCUACCUGCACACAGCUGAAGGCGCCCACAGUCCUUUCCGAAGCGCAGCAGCUGGGGCGUUGGCUGGGGUCCUGGGAGCCUACUUGGGGAGCCCCAUCUACAUGGUGAAGACACACCUCCAAGCACAGGCAGCCUCAGAAAUUGCUGUAGGGCACCAGUAUAAGCAUCAGGGCAUGUUUCAGGCGCUAGCCAGGAUUGGCCAGAAACAUGGUCUGGUGGGGCUGUGGCGUGGGGCCUUGGGCGGCCUACCCCGAGUUAUCGCCGGUUCCUCCACCCAGCUGUGCACCUUCUCAUCCACCAAGGACCUUAUAACCCAGUGGGAGCUAUUUCCUCCCCAGAGCUGGAAGGUGGCUCUGGCAGCUGCCAUGGUGAGUGGCGUUGCGGUGGUCCUGGCCAUGACACCCUUUGAUGUGGUUAGCACAAGGCUCUACAACCAGCCCACUGACACUCAGGGCAAGGGCCUCAUGUACCGAGGGGUGCUGGACGCUCUGCUGCAGACGGCUCGGACGGAGGGCGUUUUCGGCAUGUACAAGGGCAUCGGAGCCUCCUACUUCCGCCUCGGCCCGCACACCAUCCUCUCGCUGUUCUUCUGGGACCAACUUCGCUCCCUCUACUACGCGUACGCCAAAUAG
Messenger RNA from Pipistrellus nathusii (Nathusius's pipistrelle), 903 nucleotides. The record is from the annotation of a GenBank genome assembly. Lineage: Eukaryota; Metazoa; Chordata; Mammalia; Chiroptera; Vespertilionidae.